UCUAGUUUCCAAAUAAGGAAAUGUUACUCUAUUAAGGCACUACGUAUCUCAUUAGUUCAUUGACCACUAUUGGAUAUAUAGUAACUACAGUACUAUCGUAGCGUCAUAAUUUGUUACUAUCGGUGAAUCUUCACAAAAACACACAAGGAGAACUUUUGGGAUUACCUAAAGCAUUUAGGACAGGUGUUUUACAGGCGCCAUGGCUCAUAGGCCCCAUGCCUAUGGAUUGACUGGGGAAGUUCAGAGAAAGAUCAAAGGAAAGUACAGCGAAGAAUUGGAACAAGGCGCCCGAUUAUGGAUCGAAGCAGUGUUAGGGAUUGAAUUGGUUCCAGAAGCGGAUCAAAACACACCUUUAGGGGAGCGGGCAUUCCAGGAGGCUCUAAGAAAUGGUGUUAUUUUGUGCAAAUUAAUGAAUACAAUAAAACCAGGUUCAAUAAGGAAAAUUAAUGAAAGCACUAUGGCUUUUAAAAUGAUGGAGAACAUAGAAAAUUUUCUAAAGGCAGCAGAGGCUUAUGGAUGUAAAAAGAUAGAUCUCUUCCAAGUAGUAGAUUUGUACGAACGACAAAAUAUGACACAAGUUGUGAAUGGAGUAUAUGCCUUAGGAAGACUUACUCAGAAGAAUGGAUUUCAGGGACCUGCGUUAGGUCCCAAGGAGGCCGAUUAUAAUCCUAGAAAUUUUGAUGAAGAGACAAUGAAGGCAGGACAAACUGUGAUAGGGUUACAGGCGGGGUCAAAUCGGGGGGCCUCACAGAGUGGGAUCAACUUUGGCAAAACAAGAUCUAUCCUCGACUGACAGCAUCACCACUGUGAAAUGUAAAAUGUGAGAUCCACCACGGGCUUCCACCCGCCAUCGCUAGUGCCAUCUGCUGUCAGAUAAUCAUAUUACAACUUGUCCAGUAUUAUUCAAUGAACCAAAGUCUACUGACAUUCUCUCUUUGAUAAUUAAUCAUUGAUGAUAUUGCUACAAAACUAAAAAAGAAUAACAUAUAGCAGUAGUUCACAGUGGAAAAUUCUACAAAAACACGUAGACUAUCACUUAAGGUAGUGAAUAAUGUCAAUUAAGUCAAAAUUAUAGCACAUAUUUAUACGUCCAUGUAUGUGUAUUCAGGUAUUAGUAUAGCAUUUUAAAUUAAAUAACCGGUUAAUGUUUAUCAAAUACUAUUAUAAUAAAAAAUCAAAAUCGUUUUAUUUCACAAAUGAGUCUCAAUAACCAACACGUAUAUAAAUCUGUUAUCUGUGCAAGUUUGCUUACUGAAACCAAUUUUUUUACGCAAAUACUAAUGGUUAUUUGAUGAUAAUUUUGUUAAGUUUUAUAAGCUCGGCUAGUUGAAGAAUGAGAGAUGGUUAUUUGAAUAUUUGUUGUGCAUAAGAAAAUUGUCUGCUGGGAGAUGAAUGUAGUUCUGCUGUAAUAAAAGGUCUCCAUGAUCCGGAUUUUUUAUGCGCCCGGAUCGAUAGAUCGGGGGCGCAUAUUGUUUUUGUCCUGUCUGUCUGUUUGUCUGUCUGUUGUCAACUUUAACCUUCGCCAUAACUUUUGAACCAUGAGAGAUAGAGACUUCAUAUUUGGUACGCAUACUCCACUAAUUAAGCUCUUUCAAAUGACACUAAGGUCAAUGACCUUGUGACCUUGACUGUGACCUAUAUGCUAAAAAUAGCUUUUUCGAACUUUGUUGCUGCCGGGUGCAUAGUGUUUCACAAACACAUCUUGUU
Molecule: messenger RNA, 1707 nt
Organism: Saccostrea echinata
Lineage: Eukaryota; Metazoa; Mollusca; Bivalvia; Ostreida; Ostreidae
Product: myophilin-like
Exons: 6
Coding region: 200-793 (197 amino acids)
Molecular function (GO): protein binding
Source: RefSeq, a predicted model, not a curated record